CUGUAUCUCAUGGAUGCAGACGUACCUGUAACCUGUAUUUGUGGCUUUGUCUGUUUUACGACGUCCAAAUAUUUCGGGCUGUUAAUUAUGGGCACGAGUUGGCGUGACUGAUAGCCGGGCCGGAGUGGCCAGAUGGACGUGUGGAAUUUAUGACACGCCACCCUUCGAGGCGCGGGGGAAUUUAAAACGCAUUAGAAGCCAUUAAAAGCGAAUUAAUCCCGGCCAGGAGUCCUGACCUAAUAAUGCUGUCACGUCACGCAAUCGACUUUCUGAAUGAGGAUCAUCUGGAAGAGCGCUGGAAGAAAUCUGAGAAAUGAAUGGAAGAUCCAAGCCCCGCAUGAGAAACGAUUUUCGAAUCAUUUCGCCAGGGCGAUCUCCCUUACUGUCUUACUAUCUUACUGUCUUACUCCCCGGUGUCCCACGAGGGAUCCCUGCCUCGAAAUCGAAUUUUGGCCCGUCCAGUAAUUAGCCCGAGUUUUACAAGCGCAACAUGCAGCCUGCAGCAUGCAUCGGACGGAUAGAUGCCACAUGCAAGCGCCGAUUGAUCGAUCAAAGCCGCGAUACAGGGCCUAAUCAAUCAUUUUUCCAUUUUCCAUUUUAUACUUAACAUUUUCCAUUUUUCUAUUUUCUAUUUUCUAUUUUCCAUUUUCCAUUUUCCAUUUUCCGUUUCCCUUUCCAUUGCCAUUUCCAUCGGUCUGUUCUGGUUCCCAAAGUGAGAACUCACGACCGCCUGCAGUCCGUCCAUCCGUCCAUCCAUCCAUCCGCCUCUCCGGCUGACCGUCAAAGGCUAUUAACCCCGUUUCGGGGCCAAAAUGUUCCACUUGUUGCACUUGUGGCCCUGAGAAACAAGUUGGCCCCAAACAGAGUGUCGGAGUUGGUCAUCAAAGGGUCUCCGAAAGUUUCACUUCCAGGCGGGCGGAGGGGCGGCUGAGAAGGAGGAGGAGCUGCAGCCAGCCGGAGGAGCAACCACAAGAAAGGGAAUCAGAAUCAGUUAAGAGUGUUUUGAUUAAUGCCAGUUUUGACAGCUGUCCGAGCCAUCAGAUGCCACUGACGGAGCUCGGAGAACAUAGUCUGAGCUCCGAGUGGUUCUGGGGCAGCGGGAGGAGGGAGGAGGGGCGCCGACACCAACUAAAGUAAGUAAGUGUUUUGGUUCGGACCUACAUUACAUUCGGACCGGGCUGACCCCGCACUGGUUUGGCGACCCACUCAGAACGAGUUGUGCGAUUUUCGCCCAAAACGAAAGUAAGUUACGCCACAACCGGCGCAGAGCCAGCCGGAGACACCGCCGGACUGGGCCCUAUAAGACUUGGUGGCCGAGAAGAGGCCCGACCAUUUGCCAAACUCUCGUCGCACCAAAUGGACAGUCUACUGGCCACCUGGACUCUGGCGCUGGUCCAUCUGCUGGUCUGGGGAGCGGAGGGGGCCGGCUAUCUCGACGGCGAGCAGCGCCCCCUGUGGAUUCUGGAGGACGGGCUGGCCAAGCGGCAGCGACUGGAGCGGCCGGAGGAGGACUACGCCACCACCACAAGGGAGCCGGCCCAGGGGAUGCUCAGGAGGCAGGCCAGGGGUGGCAUUGCGGGCCACGAGCCGGCAGCCAUUACGUUCCUGGUGCGGCACGGGGAGGAGCCCAGGCCACUGGCACCUCCUCCUCCGGCUCGGCCUCCCUCGCUCCCGCAGCGGCGCCUCAUGAUGCCCCGCCGCCUGCAGCUGCCCCACCAGUACGUGCAGCCCCAGAAGAAGAGCCAGCCGUGGCACAAGAGCCAGCGCCGGGAGAGCCGCCGGCACCUGCCGGUCUUCGACAACGGUCCGGGCGAAAACUCCCUCCGGCCGCUCGGAGGCAGCCACUAUCCGGUCUUCGUGUACAACGGCACGCGCGGGGAGCUCAUCCUGAACACGAUGCUCAGCCGGCGGAGGUACCCCAUGCAGGAGCCGGUGCCCGGGCAGGUCCUUUACCCGCCGUCCACGCCCAUGUUCCGGCCCAAGCCGAUCGUGGAGCGCUUCCGGCUGCCGGGCCAGCGGGAGGUGAUGAACCUCACCCUGAUUCCCUUCUACGCCCACGAAGCUAUCGCGGAUCCCGGCGCCAGGCUCUCCUCCACCCAGCAGCCGCCGCCGGCUACGCCCACGCCGCUCUUCGAGACCCAGCUGCCCAGGACCCAGGAGCUGACCCAGUCCAGGCGGAGGCCCAAGAAGGCCAAGCAGUACGAGGCCUACCACUCGCCCCAGGAGGUGAUGCAGUGGCAGUCGGUGCUCCGCCGCUCCACGGGUCACAGCAGCCACCACCCCAAAAGCAACCACCGCAACUACCCCAGCGAGGAGCUGGAUCUCGAGGAAGCCAACUCCAUCUCAGCCUCGGAGUCUGGCUCGGAGGAAGCUCCGGAGGAGGAUCCGGAGGAGAAGCCGCACUGGAAUGAGCUGGAGGAGCAGGAGGCCACGGCAACCGAGAUCUCGACCCCUUCCAGCCAGGGCCCCUUCCAGAUCGUCUACCUGGACGAGAGCCUGGAGCGGCCUGUAGUCGAGGCCCCGACCAGCACCACCACCCCAGCGCCCCAGGUUCUGCCCCUGCGCCAGAGCUCCCGCUACGCCCUCAAGAAGCAGUACUACGCCUUCCCGGUCUACACCCUGGGGAAGCUGCUACAGACCCAGAGCCCCGCCAAGGCCGUGCUGGAGAAGACCGAUCGAGCGGUCGGGAACUCGGAGGAGAGGGAGCCCGGCAGCACCUGGUUCAUUCUCAACUCGAGGUACAAGGGCCCCCACUACCGAAGGCUGGACAACCAGACGAAGUACUACACCUCCAAGUACGUGGGGAACGCCUUCAGACCGCGCUGAUCGCAGGAGGAGAUCCUGGAGGAGGAGCUCUACCAACUGAGAUCUGUACCUCUCACUAUGCUGCUGCCAAAGAAAGCUACCAUCCUGCUCGAACGCAUUCCGAUUUAAACAAUAAACACAAUUUUUAACGACGAUCGUUAACGCCUUUCCAGCUCCGAUUGUCCGGAGUUCUGUAUGGGACAGUUUAGGCCUUGUUAUGGAGCCCCGAAGUGGAGCAGUUUCGGGCCCACUAUGCUGGGCCAUAAAGGGCAGCCAUAAAUUCCGGGCGACACAAAAGCGCUCGUAAAUGGGCGGCCGAGGAAUGGAACCGAGCUCAGAGAACAACACUGAGCUCUUCAUUUGGGG
Molecule: messenger RNA, 3171 nt
Organism: Drosophila ananassae
Lineage: Eukaryota; Metazoa; Arthropoda; Insecta; Diptera; Drosophilidae
Exons: 2
Coding region: 1357-2826 (489 amino acids)
Source: RefSeq, a predicted model, not a curated record